GCGCUGCAAGGCCAAGUAGCAAUGAGUCUUCGAGAGCAAAUAGAGGGGUUCUCAGCGCGCUCUUUGCGAGCCGUGACAACAGUAAUUACUACACCUGGUGGAAGGCAGGUCAUAGAAGAGAAAGAUGCUGAUGGAAUAACUAGAAGUCGUGAUGCCGGUCGCGCCGAGUUCGCAUUCUGUCCUGACCUACAGCCGGACUUCCAAAUCGGUGAGCCACACCCUCACGUCUUCAUCGGAUCUCAAGACGUCGCACACAAUUUGGAACUGCUACAAAGCGUGGGAAUCACACAUAUAUUGAAUGUUGCAACAGGCAUCAGCAAUGCUUUUCCAGAGAAUUUUAUAUACCAAAAUAUCGAAAUUCUUGACCUCCCGGAUGAAGACAUAUGGCCUCAUUUAUUAGAGAGUUUCAGCUUUAUUCAGGAAGGCCUAAAUGAAGGCAAAGUUCUCGUCCACUGGUGUGUUUGUUUAUGUAGCAAUGCUGGUGUCUCACGCUCUGGUGCUCUUUUAUGUGCCUAUAUCAUGAAAGAAAGACAGUUGGCAUUUAUGGAUGCGCUUGCAGUCGUUAGGACGGCUAGACCUUGUGUGCAGCCAAAUGAAGGGUUUGUUCGGCAGCUCAUACAACAUGAAACAGAACUAAUAACUACAAAAAAUGAAUAA
Corticium candelabrum is the source of this 657-nucleotide messenger RNA. RefSeq names its product dual specificity protein phosphatase 19-like. Gene Ontology annotation, biological process: regulation of MAP kinase activity; protein dephosphorylation. Bases 22 to 657 code for a protein of 211 amino acids. Gene Ontology annotation, cellular component: cytoplasm. The record is from RefSeq and is a predicted model, not a curated record. The transcript is spliced from 4 exons. Lineage: Eukaryota; Metazoa; Porifera; Homoscleromorpha; Homosclerophorida; Plakinidae. Gene Ontology annotation, molecular function: JUN kinase phosphatase activity.